AUGGCUUUGAAAUUAAAACUCAAGGUCCAGCCAAUGGACAGUUUGAGCGGUCCACUGCCUCGGAAUGAGCAGAGUAAUCAGAAGCCGCCUAGUUUAAAAAUUAAAGCACCGCAGGCGAGUUCGUCAAAAAGAGCUGCAGAAGUAAAAGAGCCAAAUGAAGAGGAGAGGCCAAAGAGACUAAAGCUAAGCUUAUCGAAGAGUAAAACCAAAGUUUCUGGCAGUACAACCAAACCCAAGUUUGUUCCUCGAGUGAGGAUAAAACCCACGAGAAUACCUGGUGAAGGGUACGAUUCUGAAGCCCCUGAUUUGGAAGAUGACCCCUUAAUUGAACAAGGGAUAGUUUUAAGAUUUUUAAACGACAUAAACCUUGAGUUUGUACACAAUGCCGUUGAAUCGGGUGAUUUAACAGGACUCAAUGUGAAAUGGAUUACAAGAGACAAGGCAGUUGUGAAUGUUAACGGCACCCUUUAUUCGGCAAGGCUAAUUGAUUUGCCAACAAUGAUUGAGGUUUACAAAACGGUUGACAGAAAGAAUAUACUCAAGAAUUUAGAUGUAUCGCAGGUAUUACUUGUUUUGCACACGAUAAAUCCCACACAGUUGAAUACAGAAAAGGAUUUUGAAGUACCUGAUGACUAUCUAUUCAAACACCCAUUCUAUGAGUAUGUCAAAAACCACGAGGUACCUCGGAAACGGUCGGUAUGUCGAAAUGGAGUGCUAGAACCAUUUAGGGAUGUCUAUCGUAGGUUUCGGCCCACACGAGCUGAUCACAGAGUGAUCCAGGAUAUUGAAGAUAGGGUUGACUCUUUGAUAAAACUAGACAACGAGGCUGAAGAAAGCCAUUUUGAGUUCGUGGAUCCACUGUCAUAUCCCAAAUAUGGACACUCUAGUAACACACCUUCUGCAGUGGCAUCGCCUUAUCCUGAGCAUUUGGGUCAAAAACUAGACAAACCAUUGGGGACUAACAUCGGAGAUGCUGAAGACUCAAACGAUCUUCGUGGUAUUACACACACAGGCAAUAAUAACAUCGGUGGAUUAGGAGAAGAAGAGGAUGAAGAAUUGAAUCCCGAAGACGAUUUUGAAGUUAAUCUUGAAGAAGAAUUGAAUAAAGUGCUUGGUGGCAAGGACUCAUCAAGCGAUCAGCAAGUAGUAACAGUAUCCCCACUGAUGGCAGAAAUGCUACAAGAAAAAGGUGCACUAAUGGAAGGCUCGAUAAGUGGAGAAGAUGAAGACGACGACGCACUAUUGUUUGGGGAAAUAGAAGAUGAAGAAAAUGAAGGCGACGAGGAUGAUAAGGAUGGGGAAGAGGAGGGAGAGAAUGAAGAGAAUGAAGAGAAUGAAGAGAAUGAAGAGAAUGAAGAGGAUGAAGAGGACGACGAUGAUGACGAUGAUGACGAAGAGGACGAAGAUGAGGAUGAGGACGAAGAUGAAGACAGUGAGCAGAGGAAGGGAAACCCAUUGCAUUCCAAAUUACUAGAGGAGGAAAUUACAGAAUUGGAGAAAGCAGUAGAGAAACAUAAAAAGAACCUUUCUUCCACAAGCAACACAAUGACAAAAAUGAAACUUCAGAGUAAUAUUUCGUCGCUUAAAGCCUCAUUGGAUCAGAAAAAGAGGGAUUUACUGAAGUCUAUUGAAAACGAAGAGAGUUUGCAGAACAGUUCAAGCACUGGCCAAUUGAACACAGAGACAAGGUCCAAUGCACGAGAAGGUGAAAAUGAAGAAGCUAUGGAAGAGGCAGAGGAUGAAGAUGAUGCAGACGAAGGGGGAGCUCUGGAUAAUCAAGCAAAUGACAGUGCUGACUCCAUAGAUGAUCUUUUUUGA
Messenger RNA from Lodderomyces margitis, 1818 nucleotides. Its product is annotated as TATA-binding protein-associated factor TAF7. Gene Ontology annotation, molecular function: RNA polymerase II general transcription initiation factor activity. The record is from RefSeq and is a predicted model, not a curated record. Gene Ontology annotation, cellular component: transcription factor TFIID complex. Bases 1 to 1818 code for a protein of 605 amino acids. The transcript has a single exon. Gene Ontology annotation, biological process: transcription initiation at RNA polymerase II promoter; RNA polymerase II preinitiation complex assembly. Lineage: Eukaryota; Fungi; Ascomycota; Pichiomycetes; Serinales; Debaryomycetaceae.